AUGCUCCGUCCAUCAUCUUUUGCUGCUUCCUCUUUCUCCUCUCUUUCCUCCUCCAUCUCCUCAACAGCCCGAUUGACGCCAUUUCCAUCUCGGCUUCUCCUCCAGCGCCGCGCAGCCCCCUCAUCACAUCGGCACUCUUUCGCGUCUCCGCGGUAUACUCGCCGUCGACUCUAUUCUACCGAACCGAACCCUUCCGUUCAUCCGCAAACACCUCCUCCGCCUCCGCGAUCGCGAUUCCGCCGCUUCCUAGGCUUCACUUCGAUCGCAGUUCUUGCCUUUUCUGCCGGCCUUCUAUAUCAGACUCAACGUACCGUAUCACGACUCAUGGCGACCGCUAUUAUCUCCGACGCCGAGACCCUGACGGCCUUCGUGCCCGUGGAUGCUCAGGCCGAGGAAGUCAAUGAGUAUCUCCGCACACACCCCGAAGCCGAGAAGCUUCGCGCAGACCCCGAUUACCAGGAGUCGCGCCCGCAUCUUCGGUUCCCAGAGGGCAUGCGCGCGCGCAGUCUGACGGCCGGCGCUCUGUCGGGACCCAACAAGCUCGUCGUUCCCCCGUUCGUGUUCUCUCAGCGCGAGGGCAAGAAUCUGGCUUCGUUCAUGUACCUAGGCUCUGAUAUCUGCGGUCACCCCGGUAUCAUUCACGGUGGUAUGCUGGCUACGUUGUUGGACGAGGGUUUGGCUCGUUGCUGUUUCCCGGCGUUGCCGAACAAGGUCGGUGUUACCGCCAACUUGAACAUUGACUACCGGGCGCCGGCCAUGGCCAACUCUUACGUGGUUCUCCGGGCGGAGACUGUCAAGGUGGAGGGUCGGAAGGCGUGGGUUGAGGGUCGCAUUGAGACUCUCCCUGAAGACGGCAAGGAGCCCGUGGUGCUGGUCGAGGCCAAGGCACUGUUUAUCGAGCCUAAGCAGGCUGCUGCGCUGUCCGGCUUGUACCGUGGCGUCAGCGAUUGA
Molecule: messenger RNA, 951 nt
Organism: Penicillium subrubescens
Lineage: Eukaryota; Fungi; Ascomycota; Eurotiomycetes; Eurotiales; Aspergillaceae
Product: PaaI family thioesterase
Exons: 3
Coding region: 1-951 (316 amino acids)
Source: RefSeq, a predicted model, not a curated record